Cavia porcellus (domestic guinea pig) is the source of this 12441-nucleotide messenger RNA. It is a transcript of the gene Csrnp3, whose product is annotated as cysteine and serine rich nuclear protein 3. Gene Ontology annotation, biological process: regulation of transcription by RNA polymerase II. Gene Ontology annotation, molecular function: DNA-binding transcription factor activity, RNA polymerase II-specific; sequence-specific DNA binding. The record is from RefSeq and is a predicted model, not a curated record. The transcript has 7 exons. Lineage: Eukaryota; Metazoa; Chordata; Mammalia; Rodentia; Caviidae. The coding region runs from base 378 to 2171 and encodes 597 amino acids. Gene Ontology annotation, cellular component: nucleus.
AGCAUGAGCUGGAGAAUGCCAGGAUCUGGCUUUUGUUAUUGGUUGGCUGCCGCCUGAUGGAUGGAGGAGGGAGGAGUGAAUUCUCCUCAGUGUGUUCCGACGGAGCUGAAGUCCAGAAACCAUAUUUACAGGUCCAUGUGACAGCACUGCAGUCAUGAGCAGAAUCCUAAAACAGAAAGUUUGAAGAAGUCGAUGGCUCCUCCACCUGCCCUUCCGUGCAGGCAUCAGAUGAUGAAGUUUUUAGCUGUGAGAGUGCUGAGCAUGUUGAUAGUGUCUGUCUGUCCUCAUCUAAUCAUUUUACCAGAGAAAAAUGCGACAUCAGCAAACUGAAUAAAUGUUUUCAGAAGUGUAGAGUCUUCAGGAAAAUACUGGACUUCAUGAGAUCUCAAGGUCCAUGUGACAGCACUGCCGCAAUGAGUGGAAUUUUAAAGAGGAAGUUUGAAGAAGUGGACGGCUCCUCACCCUGCUCCUCUGUGCGGGAAUCCGAUGACGACGUUUCCAGCAGUGAAAGCGCAGACAGCGGAGACAGUGUCAAUCCAUCCACCUCUAACCAUUUCACCCCGUCCUCCAUUCUCAAGAGGGAGAAGCGUUUGAGGACAAAGAAUGUGCAUUUCAGUUGUGUCACCGUGUACUACUUCACCAGGAGGCAGGGCUUCACGAGCGUGCCCAGCCAGGGGGGCAGCACGCUGGGCAUGUCCAGCCGCCACAACAGUGUGCGCCAGUACACCCUGGGUGAGUUCGCCAGGGAGCAGGAGCGGCUGCACCGGGAGAUGCUGAGAGAACACCUCAGGGAAGAGAAGCUGAACUCUCUAAAACUAAAGAUGACCAAGAAUGGCACAGUGGAAUCAGAGGAAGCCAGCACUCUCACGGUGGAUGACAUUUCUGAUGAUGAUAUUGACUUAGACAACACAGAAGUCGAUGAGUAUUUCUUUCUACAACCCUUGCCAACAAAAAAGCGAAGAGCGCUCCUGCGGGCCUCUGGAGUUAAGAAGAUCGACGUGGAAGAGAAGCACGAGCUGCGCGCCAUCCGCCUGUCACGGGAGGACUGUGGCUGUGACUGCAGAGUGUUCUGUGAUCCAGAAACGUGCACCUGCAGCCUGGCGGGCAUUAAGUGUCAGGUGGAUCGUAUGUCUUUCCCCUGUGGCUGCACUAAAGAAGGGUGUAGCAACACAGCAGGUAGAAUUGAAUUUAAUCCUAUCCGUGUCCGGACUCACUUUUUGCACACAAUAAUGAAGCUUGAACUCGAGAAAAACCGAGAGCAGCAAAUCCCCACACUGAACGGCUGCCACGGGGAGAUAAGCGCACACAGUAGCUCCAUGGGCCCUGUCGCUCACUCUGUAGAAUAUUCUAUUGCAGACAAUUUCGAGAUUGAAACGGAACCCCAAGCUGCAGUGCUGCACCUGCAGUCUGCCGAAGAAUUGGAUUGCCAAGGAGAGGAGGAUGAAGAGGAGGAGGAGGAUGGGAGCAGCUUUUGCAGCGGAGUCACUGAUUCUAGCACACAAAGCUUGGCCCCGAGUGAGUCAGAUGAGGAGGAGGAGGAGGAAGAGGAGGAGGAGGAAGAAGAGGAUGAGGAGGAUAAAAGAGAUGGCUUUGUGGAAGGUUUGGGCACCCAUGCUGAUGUGGUACCUCUUCCCUCGGUCCUGUGUUAUUCAGAUGGCACAGCUAUUCACGAAAGCCACACAAAAAAUGCUUCUUUUUAUGCCAACUCUUCAACUCUCUACUACCAAAUAGAUAGCCACAUUCCAGGAACACCUAGCCAGAUCUCUGAGAACUAUUCUGAAAGAGAUACUGUCAAGAACGGUACCCUUUCGUUGGUGCCUUACACCAUGACCCCAGAGCAAUUCGUUGACUAUGCCCGACAAGCAGAAGAGGCCUACAGUGCCUCCCAUUAUGCAGCUGCCAACCCCUCUGUGAUUGUUUGUUGCUCCUCUUCCGAAAAUGAUAGUGGGGUGCCCUGCAAUAGUUUAUAUCCCGAACACAGGUCCAGUCAUCCUCAAGUGGAAUUUCACUCAUACUUGAAAGGCCCUUCCCAGGAUGGGUUUGUCUCCACAUUGAAUGGAGACAGUCACAUUUCAGAGCAUCCUGCUGAAAAUGCUUUGAGCCUUGCAGAAAAGAGCAGACUGCACGAAGAAUGCAUCAAAUCACCUGUGGUUGAGACUGUUCCCGUUUAGUAGCUUCAGUUAUUCUAUUAUAGGACCAACACUUCUAUGUGAGGCACUUCAUUUAACUGGAUUUCCCGGGCUCAUCAUUGUUUAAACUGAAGACCGAAAAAAUUUGGACUGUGAUUAAUCUUCCAGACUGUAUUUUGUUUUCUCCUUUUUAGCUACAUGACUGUGGCACUGCACAAAUACAGUCACUAUGGGGAUUUUAAACGAUUUCAGACUGUUUUGAUAGAAAAUGCUAAAUUUUAAAAAUGCAUAUCUCACAGUUGCCUACCUGUCAAACUGUGUGAAAUCUGUCAAGCUGUGCAGAUCAGAGCUCCAAGUUUUGGAUUAUCGGGCCUGUGCAAGAUUGUUAACUAAGACUGCAAAAUAAUAAGCUUUAGAGUCCUAAUUUUCGAUAUAUCUGAAGAUGAUGGUGACUUUUUAAUGUAAAAGUAAUUAUUGUAAGAAAAAGAUUUAAUUGUUUCAUGUGUAUUUUAUUUAUGGUAGCUUAGAAGUCAUGUUUUGAUGAAAAUGAACAGCAGCAUGUUCAUUCAAGCUGAAGAUGCAGAGCUAGCACCACAGAGCAUGCCCACACGGAUUGCAUCUGGAAUCCACUCACGUUUUUAUGAUCCUGACUGUUCAGGUUUGCAAAUACUUUCUUAAGGGUGAAAUAGGCCUAUUUUUGCUAUUUUGGACAAAUAAAUGAGUCUAUAUGUGCAGGUCCUUACCCAGUUUUCUCUAAAGUUAAGAGUUAGGACAAUCCUCCAGGGAGGGCUCAGUUGGCUGCCCUCCCUCAGCUGACUCCCAAGGUGGAGGUACAAGGAAUUGCCUUUCUUUUCUAACUAGCAUCAUCUUGGUUCUUAGCUUGGACAGCACCUUUAAACUCUACCCCUUACAUCAAAAUGCACUUUAGUGCCCCUUCACGGUACCUCGUGUGGGGUGGGGACUGAGAACUCUUUGAGAUGAAAAAAUUUAAAAAUAAAAAAAAAAAUCUGAAACUAUUCUAAGGUUCAUACAUAGUUAACAUAGAGGAAUCUUCCAGUGACACUUGUGAAGGAAAAAUGACUUGUUUUCCUUCACCACUCUGAGGACCUAACUCGGUAAACGCAAGAAAUCUGAGGCAACAUGGAAGAGACAUUCUCAGCAAGCAGCCUUUUCUGCAACGUGCUCGGUCCGUCUCUACAAAUAAAUGUAUAAUGCGAUUUCCACUUAGUGACUAGCUGAUUGAAGUGGAGGGCCUCUACCCAAAUACUCAACUAGGCCUUACUUUUCCGAAGCAUUUUGAUUUGUCUUGUCUGGGACAAUUAGCAGAACAGUCCAGAAUGCAUUGCAUACUUAAUUACCUCAUGUUCUCUUAUUAAAGAGAACAGAUAGAAAUAAAACAUGCACUCCCCACCAUUAGAUUACCUACACUUGGUUUACUAGAGGACUUCUAAGAACCUUUUUUUCUGUAAAUUAAUUUAGGUAACAAAAUAGUGUGUUCUAUUUUCCCCCUCAUCCAAUGCAAUAUGACUAUGCUAAAUCUGUUUCACAUUUCUGACCUUCUAUUGUUAUAUCGUUUCACAUGUUUUAUGACUAUUUGAAACAUGGACAUGCCUUGCUAGUGAGUGACUGUAUCGCUACUUAUUUUUAUGCCAUUUAGACUUGGGUAUUUAGAAAUACAAAUAUAAAUAUAUUGUAGCUCUCAGUACCUUAAAAGUACUAUUUUAUUUGAUUAAAUUUUUAAAAAUAUAUUUGAGUUGGAGAAAGUCCUCCAGUGGAAAGAUUUCUGCUAGAACUUGAUGUGGAGAAAACAUGCUUAGCUGGCAGCUCUGCCAUGCUACAGUUGGUUUUUGCCACUUUUCUGCCCAUCUCUGGGCCAGGUUUGCAACCAUUAAUAUUCACAUUGAAGAAGCUUUGGAUUUGUUAUGAUGUAGGCAGCGGUAAUUAGGUCAGGAAUGUUCCAUUUUGAUGAUUAGCCAGGGCAUCGUCACAGUUACAGUUUUUAGUGCUUGGUCUCUAGGGUUGUUUUGUUUUGUUUUGUUUUUUCUCCUCUCUCUUACCAAUACAAUAUAAAGAGCACAGGCACAAGAGAAAAUGAUGACAGGUAACUGGCCUUUCACCCAAGCAUAUGAAAAAAAUCACGUGUUCCACAUUUGCUGGAUCAUUACAGGCUCUGAAAGAACCUACAUAUGAAGAACUCUGAGGUUAUUCAUGGACCACAGAGUGUGGGAGACUGAGCCUACUGGCUAGAGCAGAGUUGAAAGGUAGAAGGGCAGUCCAGUUCUGGACAAAUACACAUUUUUAGUUCAGUUUUUUUCCUCAAGGAGGUGACUUUUUUAUGUCUUACUAUGUCUCUGUUUUGUAUGUUUGUUUACAAAACAAUACUGACAGAAACAACUGUGUUGCCUCUGUCUGUCUAAUUGGGUUACAAAGUCACCACCUUACUAAGUAUUUGCCAUUCAACCAUAACAACUUCUGUUUCAAAUUUUCAUAGACCUAGGUAAACAUUCACCAUCUCCUGCAAAUAAUAUAUGCAGGAUGCUCCUGAAGAAAUCCCUCCAGUACAACUGCUCCUAAACCACACACGCACGCAUAGACACACUACAAGAAUACCACACACUUGAGAAUGACAGAUUUUAGGCAAUGUCCAGUAAUGAGUACUGAGAUUUCCUACCAUAAAAUUUGGUCUGAUUUUAUGAUCUAAAAAUAUGGUCUAGAAAGGAGGAUAAUUUUUAAGACUGCAGUUUGAAAAUAUUGGGUCAAUGCAACAAAUAAUAGUAGUAAUGGAAUCAUUUCACUGUUACUUCCUUUCCUAGAAAAGCUGGGAGACCACAGUGUUCCAUCUGAAAUUUCCCAAUAAUAGCCUUCUAUUCAACAAAAAUUGCCCACAUACCAGGAAAGUGCUACAGUUAUUCUAAACUUGUAAAAGGGAGAAGCAAGCUAGAUGCAGCCUGUUGGAAUACUUAAGAUCUUUGUACCAAGACACAAUAACCUGGCCUGCAGCUGUUAUAUCAACCUCAUUGUAUAUCUAACCAAAUUAGUUUUUUUAGAAACGCAGCUUUUUAGCCAUUCAUUGUCAACUGCAAAGCUUCACACUCCAGACCCUGUUGUUUUAGCACCAGCCCUAUACCUUGAAAUGGGGGUUAAUUCCUGGUUAUAAUGCCGGCCAAACUGAUUUGCAAGUCAAGUGAAUAGCGCAGCUUGCAUCUCCUUUGUCACUCUUGAUCUCUCUUGGGGGAAAGAAAUCACAGAAAGAAUUUAAGUUUUUCUUCCUAUCUUUUGAACGUCGAUUACUAUGUGAUAGAUAAAAUCUUAUUUGUUGCAUGUCUUUUGGUUGAUUCAACAAUAUGCGUAGUUAUUUUUUGAAGGCCUAUCUUUUUUUUGUGGUGAAAUUCCGUAUCUCCCCAGGUAUCAGUCACAAAUAUUUCUUUAGAUGAUAAAAAUCUUCUCAAUCUUUUUUUUUUGUACCAGGAAUCAAACUCACAACCUCACUUUUGCCAAGGAGGCAGUUUUGUCACUGAUCUAAAUUCCCAGCCCCUCUUCUCAGUCUCAUGUGCCGCACAAUAUCCAUCCCCACAUGCUCCACCAAAAAAAAAAGAAAAAACCAAUAAGUUGUAGAAACAGAUAAAUCAAGAUACAAAUUACAUUAAGUGAUUGUUUUCUUUAAAAUUUUACACUCUAAUGAGUGAUUACUAAGCAAAAAUUUCAAGUUUUCAUUAAACAGAAAAAUGUUAUAAUUUAUAGCCUAAUAAUUGUUACAUUACUGGCUCUUUAAUAUUUGAUAUUGUUAUUCAAAUCUAUAAUCCUUUGGUCUCAAUAUUCAGAAUUUAUUAAUCCCUUAUUUUUUCAACAAACAUUUAUUAAACACCUACUAUGUUAGAACAACUAUUCUGCGUAAUUAAAAACCGUAAGGGGAAACUACAAAUUCUAAAGAAUCAUGAUAAAAAGGGAUGGCAAGAAAUAAGCCUAUUCAAAUCUUUUAAAUAUUUGAUUUUAUAAUAUGAAGUUAGAAAAUUGACAAAAAUUCUUGUCCAGUUAUAUGUAAACUGUAACUGCUUCUUUUUCAUACUGAAUGGAACUCACUGGAUCCCUUCUCUCAUCUGAAAUUAAUUAAUUAAAUAUGGGGUCAGCCAGAAGUGAACCGAGUAAAAGAUUUUCAGCUAAUUGUUUCUUCAGUAUGAAUCCAUGUAAUGAUGCCAAAUCUAUACCAGUAAACUCCCAUUAGAUAGUUUCAGAGUGUGGUUGACGCAAGCACAACCCAGGACAGAUUUCUGGAAACUUUUGAAACAAAGACACAAUAAACUGUCACUCUUACUUACGUUUAUAAACAGGCUAUCAAAAUAGCAAAAUCCAAUUCCAGCUUCCAGAGGAAUCAGCUGGAAGCAGAGAGGAAGCAAAAGAGUUCCCUGGGGGCUGGGGGCUUAGCUCAGCGGCAUAAGCGCCUGCCUUGCAAUCAGGCAGUCAUGAGUUCGAUCCCCGGUACCGAUAAAAAGGAAAAAGACAAGAAAAAAAAAAAAAAAAAGUUCCCGGGAUCUCCCUCGAUUUGAGCUUGGAAUUAUGAUUCAUCCAAUAAGCAGUAGAAAACUGAUCUCAACAGGAAACUACCUUUUUCAAAAGAUAUCAAACUCCUCUUUCUAUAAAUAUAACAAUGAUAAUGUAACAUUAAAGUGGACCCUUAGUCUCUCAAAACAGCGUACGUUGUCCUUAAAAUCAGUCUACAAAAUACCCAGUUUAAAUGGGACACAUCUUUCUGCUCAAAAUCAAGACGACUCUGAUUUGAAAUCAGAACUUUCUGUUGUAUCCAUACCAAAAGUUUAAAGCCUUGAACAUUCUUGGUGCUAGUACACAUGUGCAACUUCUGACUGCAUCCCUUUCUGAGAUCUGCUAACUUGUGCUGAUGUAAAUCCCUAAGCCAAAUGGCACAGCUCUGCACAGACAACACAGUUUAUCAGAUAUUUUCUGUAGCAUUAAAGAAUUUAAUUGACUUAAUUGACUGAACACUAGCAAUUUGAAAACUCACUGAAAUUAUAAACUGUCAGAAUGGGUGUGAGGAUGGAACACAAGAACAGUAAGUGGUGGUAUCUCCAAGGAGCUACAAAAAAAUUUCAGCAGGGGCUGGGGAGUUAGCUCAGCGGCAUAAGUACCUGCCUUGCAAGCAGGCAGUCGUGAGUUCGAUCCCUGGUACCGAAAAAGACAAAAAAAAUUUCAGCAGAAUGGGCAACGUUUUAUAAGACUAGGAAGCUCAGAGAGCAGGCAGUCUGAAGCCAAGAAGGAACAGCCCAGCUGUCCUCAACUCAUUUGGGGCUUAUGUCAGUGGACUAACACCCACUUCAAUUGCAUUUACUAUCUACAAGUCAUUGGAUCCUUUAGAAAAUAAAAAUACAGAUCUACACCAUUCUAAAGAAAACUAGAAAGAAAUUUAAGCACAAUUUACAUUAAAAUGACUAAUAAAUGACUCGCGUUAUUGUCAAAAAUAAGGAAUUGAGAAAUAAAAGUUUUUCGAUACUUUGCCAGCCAAAACUAUAUGCUCAAUGUAACUCAAAAACAGUCACUUCUAAUCUUUACUUUCACUCUUCUUACGGCUUUCAAGAGAGGCCAGUUUCCUAAACAAGUUGUUUUAUUAUUUUUUCUUUCUUUUUAAUCAAAGUUCAAAGCCAGUGUCUUCAAAGUGCCUGGGUUUGCCUGAAGCCUGGUCCUGAGCUAGUCUAGUAUUACUCCCUGGCCCGUCUCGGGCUUCUGAGGGCAGGUUGGAGAGUGUGAUGGGAACUAGUACUCACAACCGGAUUCAAAGUCUAAGCCUCUUUAAAGUUCGCUUUUUAUAUUUUGCUUUUUUACUCUUCCCACUUAAAGCCUGGAAUUUUAGUGAAUCUAGAUAUGUGUUAUAUCCAUGAGGACUGACAUAGUUUCAAGGAUAUAAUUCAUGUGGGUAACUACUUUUACUUGUAAUAGAUACAUCACUAUCUAGCAUAAGUGCUGUCUGUUUGAUUCCUUACACUUGGUAUAAUUCAAGAAAAGUCAAUGCUACCGUUUCAUUUUAUUGUCUUAUAAAAAGAUUCGGGCAGGACUAAAGUUUCAAAGGAACAUAGAAUUGAUUUUAAAUAAUAUUUAAAUUCAACAUACUAAUAGUGUAAUUCCUCUUUAUAUUACUCAUUGCCUUGUUAAUAGUAAAGUUAUUUGAAUAAUUCUCAUUCUAAUGACUUGUAUAAGACCAUUUAAGUAUUUUGUAAGAUAAUGUGUGUUGAUUAGAGUUAGGAUGAUGCAAAAUUAUGGUAGAAAUUAGCCUUGCUUUUUGUCUAAGUUAAUUUACAUGAUUAGUUGUUAUUCUGAAAUAGCAUGAUAGAUAUUAUUUUGCUUUCUCUCUUACUUUUUUCCCAAUAUUUUUAUCUGGCUUGAGAUUAUCUUUUAAGAAAUUAAUCUCUUAAUGAGUAUUUGUAGGAAAAUCAAGUUAGAAAAUGUCUCUUUAAAAAUUAUGUAGGAAUUUUUAUCUCCAGAAAUCUGUGUGACAUCUUACUGCCCCCCAGCCCACCCAUGCUUUUGUCUGUUCCAUCCCUCUUAAUAUUGUUUUGUUAUCAUUACAUAAAAAUAUAAAAAAGGAAGUUUGAAAAUUCUAACUUUGUGGUACAUAUUACCCAAUUUUGUUUUGCUUCUCCAUUUUAUGUUGACCACUCAGUUUUUUUCAUAUGCUUUGGUGCUCAGUCUUUAAAACAAAUGGAAAGAUGUAUAUACAUUGUGCAAGUUUAUUUAAAUAUGAAAGAAAAGGAUACAAUAACAUUCAAAUUUGAAUUCUCCUAAAGACGAAAACCUGAAUAACUAAAUCUACAAGACAAUUUGCUGUUUUCUGGGGAUUUUUUGUAAGUUAUUAUGAAUCCUUGAGUGAUUUAAUGGUACUCAAAUGAUAUCUGAAUUUUGUAGAUUUUAAAAUUUAAUAGUUGGGGAAGUUAUUUUGUUUGUACUACAGUCAAACAAGGUUUCUUGCCAAAGGUUAUUGUUGGAACCUUAAUUUAUUAGGUACUAGUCAUGCCAAAUGGAUAUCUCAGAGUGAUUUGAUCUUCUUGAAAAUAUUCACAGUGGCCAACUGUGAAUAAUAGAAAGUUUGAAAUUCUUCUGUAUUCUUCAAUUUUUGUAGUUCUGAGACUAAGAAAGCUCUCCAGAGGUCAUCUGGCCCAUCCAUCUACCUCCAGGAAGGACUGUCACUCAGGCAUGCCCAACAGGAUAGAUACUCAUCUAUUCUUACCAUCUCUAGGGAAAGUGGUUUCCUUGGCAACACAAUCCAGCUCUUUAGGAUUUUCUCACAGUAAGGAAAUAUCUUGGCCAGUCUUUGUGACCUAGGCACCUGGCAACAGUCGUGGUAAUUUGAACCAUUAUCCUGGGAGACUCCAGAGAAGCUAAAUUUUUCCCUACACUUGAUGCUUAUUACAACUAUAAAUUUCCUAAGAAAUCAAAUUUUUAAAGAGAUAUUUAAGUACUCAAGCACUUCUCAGUUAGUAUAACCUGCUUUGGGCAAAUGUGGCUAUAGAUAGUUUAUAUUCAUUGACUUAUUUAUUUUUGCUGCUGUUAGACCAGGAAUUAAAGUUAGUGACUUUCAGAUCCCCAAUGACAAACGUCAGAAUUAGAAUCCAAUGAUGCAACUUCUAAAGUGUUCACCUGUCUGAGAAAUGGCAAAUACAAAAAAGUAAUCAUGUGCUAUGUUCUUCUUUCUAAGUAAAUACCUUCUCGUUAGAUCUUUCUUUAGCCUAAAAUGACAAAUAGGAAUCCAAAACUGUUUCCACUCCUUCUGGAGAAGAUGUGACUGUGAACAAUAUGAUCUGGAAUAAACAAUUCCAGAAACUCACUCAAUCACAUUUGAUCCCAGCCUUGUCUCCAUGUUCUUUCAACAAUGGCUGCUUGCUUUCUCAGGGAUCAGGAAAUGAUUGUUCAGAUUAUCGUCUUGACAAGGCCUGAAAACAAAGGGAGGAGUCCCAGAGGAAGGUGAUCUUGUUUUCUGAUUGUAUCACUUGACCCAGGAGCUCCCUACUUUAGGAGCCUUUUCUGUUUGCUCAGAGUUGGCUCCAACUCAGAGGCAAAGCUGACCGGAUGAGGAAUAGCCCCCAAAUCAACGUUUCCUUUCUUCCUGGGAUUUAUUUCAGUCUAGGUACAGCUGCUUAUCUCCCCAACUCAGAUGCUCUUGUGAAAUGACAGCCACACAUCAGGGUGGUUGCUUCCCACAGAUAACACUUUGGGGAAAUGACCCUUUUUGUUUUUUAAAAAAUACUGUAGAAUGCUCAUGUAAAGAACGGUGAAUAAAAUUUGGCCCAUGUUUUAAUUGACUCUAGCCACUCCUAUGAAAACGAGUCUGAGGUGUAGUUUGUGAAAUAUGUUUCAAAAGUGUUUGAUGUAUAAUAAAUGCUAGAUAUUUACAGUACAGAAAUAGUAAAAACAAAAAAAAUUAAACCUGUAGAUUACGACUCUGUUCCUAAGAACCUCAGCCUUUAUUGUGUCUUAGUAAAGUUAGUUGAUCUGCUUUCUUUUUAGUUUAUUGCAUUUCUGGUGUAAUAGCCUCUUAAGAUAGAACUAUUAAUACAAAUGUACUGGUUAAUGCCUGUUAAUGCAGAAAAUGGCACUUUGUUCUUUCCAUGUGUUUCCCUCAGUGUCACAGGGUAUAUCAAUUUGACAGGAAAGUUCAUUUGACAUUGAUCAAAAAUACGUUUCUGCCAUACAGUAUCUAUGUUUUUGCAAUGUCUUUAUCUUCAUCAUAAUCUUAGACAUCAACAGUGUCUCUACUUUCCAGCCGCCAUAGGAAUUUGGUAGAUUCACAAAUUCUGGUGAAAUCUAGUGAGCUGAAUGUAUUGAUAGAUCAAAUAAUCCAAAGGACUUUGAUGUUAUUCUUCUGUCUGUGUUGAACAUUCAGACAUUAGAAAUGGUCUUUACACAAGGGAAGUCUUUUGGAGUGUAUGUAUUUUAUUUUACAUUGUGUUUGUUUGAUGCUGUAACAAGAAAAAAUGUAACUUUAAAAACUCAGAAAAACCACUGCACUGUAAAGUAUAUUUUGGCAUAAUGAUUGGUUUUAUCCUUCAAUUGAUUUUUUAUUACUAUUAAUCAAUAGAUAUUUAAUUACUAUUAUGUUUAAUGAUGUACAAAGGGAAAAAAAAUCAAACUAUAGUCCAUACAUAGUCAUUUUAUGCUAAGGUGUCAUGUUGUGUGUCACACAGUUUCAUCAUUGAUUUCUCUUGUGUAUAAAUUCUAACAUCAAAGAUGCCAAAGGGUAUAUAAAAUAAGCUACAAUAAUAUUCAACAGAACUUAACCUGGACUUUAGGUUGUAAUAAUUUAUUCAUAUUAGCUGUAGUUGUCUAUAUUUAUUAUUUUCAGUAUUUAUUAUGAAUGACAUGGAAAUUUGUGUAUUUAUUGUGGCUUUUUAUUGCAGUGUGUGUGUAUAUAUAUAUUACAAAUAAGCAUUUUUAAGUCUUAUCCUUAAGUUUCUUUUACUAGUGGCACUUGUAUUAUGCUGUACUUUUAUUAUAUAUUGUACAAUAUCUUGUCCAUUUGUUUGCAGCAGAGUAAAACCGGUUUCUAAGUUAUAUUUACUGUUGAAUUUGUGUUGCAUUUUGUGUGAAACCUUGUUCUUACAUUUUGAACCCCAAACUCUUCUGCUAUCACCGCACACAGAAGAAUACCUCCCUCCCUCUGUGUAACAGAUAACGUUCUUGAAAAGUUCUGUGUGAAGCCAGUUUCUGCUGAAUGGCUCAUUACAUUAUCAUUUCAAAGAUGUGUUAACUUUAUUAUGAUUGAUCCCUAAGUGAAGAUGCUUACAACACUUUUCUUUCUCAGCUUUUCAACCCAUUCAUCAAGUAAUGAUGUAUAAACAAACAUGAGGGCCAAAGGGGAACGCUCUAUGUAAAUGAAAUUCCAGAGGAUAUUUUUAUAAAGACAAAUACAUUUUCUGUAAGUGGUAUCCUUGAAGUCUACGACUUAGUAGUACGUUUUGCUUUCCUUACAGCACAAUCUCUGUGAUUUGAUGUUUAGAAUAUAUAUGUACAUAUAAUUCCUUAUGUAUGCCUAUGUGCUUAAAGAUGUUGGUUGAAGAUAACAAAAACUUUUAUUAGAAGUAGAAUGAAGAGGGAAGAGACUGCAUUCGUCUUAAUCUUCUAUUGUAUAUAGGUCUUUGACCUCAACAACUUGUUUUCUUACAUCUAGAGAUUGGAUCUAUAUUUUUAAAAGCUAAAUAAUAAUAAUAAGUGAUUGUAUAAUCAUCCUAAAACUCAAAUUUGGUGUGUUACUCACUUAAAGUCCUCUGCAAUGUUUCUUUCUCACUGCCAACAAAAUAAAAUCCAAACUCUG